GUUGAAAGUGUGAAUCGAAAGAAUGCGAAUCAAGAAUCGAGAAAUAACGUGUUGAAUGUAGUGUGAGCAUAUUGCUUUGGGACCCGCCCCUCGCUCCUGCAACAACAGAACGACUGCGAUGUGCUAAUCUAGCUUCACUGCUGGUCGUCGUAGCACGUGCACGGCAGACAGUAGGAGGAAGAAAUCUACUCCACUCCUGCUGUUACUUACAACUGAUUCCACCCGAGGAUGUUGGUCCUUCUUGUGGUCCCCUCGGCGAGGAAGACGCCAACGUCUUCUGCCGGCGCUGGUCGCACUACUACAGCUACUGCGGUCCUCGACGGUGUUGCACGCCGCUUCUGUUAUUUGCUCCUCCUUUUCAUCUUCCUUGGUGCGCCGGCGCUGCUGCAGGAGAAGACGCUACUCUUUAGCAGAGCAACUGCUCUGGAAAUAAGUACAACUACUGAAAGCGACGUCGACGUGCGGGGCGGCGGGGAAACUACAACCACCAGCACGGGGUCGAACGAGGAAGACAAAGAGCAGAAGCUGCCAAGAAGUCAUAAGCCGACUACAACAGCCCCAGCAGCGCCCGAUGAGGACUUCUUUGACGAUGAAGAUCAAGAUGAUGUUCUUCCUGCAGGCGAAGGAAAAACAAGUAUGAUGAAAACUGCACACGGUCGUGCCAGUUCGUACAUCAGUCAUCUGCCGUCCUUAUGGCGUUCUCAAACGUUACAUUCUGAACUGUUACAUGAUUUGUCAUGCAGAAUUGCCUUCAGAAUCUACACCAUCAAGCUGCUUCGCAUGACAAAUUCUCAGAGGGCCAAGCAGGACGAUAAUCGGCGCCAGAUGUGUCAUGCAAGACGCGCAAGAUCUCUCCUAUCACUUGUGCCAUUCUUCCAUCACAAAUUCACGUAACACUUGAGAAUGUAACAGUUGAGAACGCCAUAGUCCUCCGAAGAUGCGCAGCUCUUCGACGUCGAUGAAUAUCAACUGUGAAAAUGUCUGGGUCUCCUGGAAGAAUUCAUGUUUGUCAUGCUUGUCUGGCAUGACUCUUAAAUCUGUCAUGCACGUUACCCAAGAGCUCCGUUUUUCUGUGAUGCAGAAGCGCAGUUUGUCAUGCAGAAUAGGCAACACCUAGGAGCUCAGAGACUUGUCAUGCUGAGCCAGCAUUUGUAGCCUCAUCAUGAGACGCCACCCAGCAUUACAAGUUUCCAGACCCAGACAUUUUUACUUUUGAUAAUGAAGAGAGUAGUACAACUAGAACACCCAGCGCCAUCAAUCAGGCCACUUCUGCGCCAGCCGCGUCCGGGCGCGCCGCUCUUGAAGUUGGGGCAGCAGGCGCUAGAGCUGGGGGGGUACAACCUGCUCCGAGAACAAUGGACGAGGAAGGCGACGACGAGGUUAUUUUCGAAGAGCCUGUUGAAGAUGAAGACGCUGAGGACGUGGACGUCGCCUCGGAGAAGCCGGAACAAGAACAGCAAGAAGUUGGUAUCCAAGAAAAAAACCACUGUGUAAGUGUAACUUUGUGUUGCAGAAAAUGCAAAACUGUUCUUACACUUGUCAUGCUGGACUUGCAUCAGAGUGGCUACUUUCGUAUGUGCUGUUUUCAAAGACUAGCUACGCAUGACAGGUUUUCCGUGUCAUGCAGGGCAAGCUAUUCCUCCAAGAAACUUACACUUACACAGUUUUUUUCUUGCAUAGUGGUCCUCGAGCCAGAACUUUUACACCAAGACCAGCCGCUUGGAAAGGAUCGCGAAGAAGAUCAUGCACUUCUUGUUGAAAAUGAAAAUUCCAACAUUCCUCCGCAUCACCGUCCGAAUCUCCGGGGCAGUAGAAGAACUACAAGCGGUACUAGCAGUUUAGAAACUACAUCAUCAUCUUCAAGGGCUGCACCAACAGCUGCGUCACGUUCUUCUAUGAUCCUUGUGCGAGGUGGACAAGCAGAUCAAGUAGUGCUGCAGCAGGUUGAUGAAGAAAAAUCUUCGUUUCUGAAUUCAACGGCGCUCUCAUCGGCUUCAGCAUUAUCGGCAGAUGAACAAGCAGGUGAAACGAAAAGCGGAGAUGAGUUUCCGCUUAAAUCGUCGGACUUUGUACAAAAAACGGCUGGGUCCGUCGUGAAAACCACGAGUGACUCCUCCGGUCAGAACAAGGAGAACAACAUCAAGGAAGAAGGACAGAAACAACUACACCAAGAAGAAAAAGAGGAGCAGCAGCGCACAACAGUGAAAGUCGGAGACCUGCUAGGAUGUGCGUGCAGUGCUGGGCCACCUGCGUUCUCUUUGUCCGAGGGCUCCCUCGACCGGCAGCCGUGGGCUCGUCUCGAGCCUGUUUGCAAGCCGCCGGCCUUCUGCCCGGUAUUUGGGCGGCCCUACUACGUCCCGUGGAACGCCCCCCUCUCUCUACUGGACCAGUAUCUCAAAAGCGCAAGCUCGCUAAAGGAUUUACUGUCGCUUCUGCCUCGUGAAGAUCAUCACGAAGAAGAACCCGCGAGGACGGGUGGCCGCUCGCCCGACGAUUUAUCCCCGGGAAAAACAACAACAGCAACUACUACUUGGCGACAACGCUUGCAGGCGGUGGCUGAAGCCGCGCACUCUCGAAUCUUCUCCACUCCUACAGUGGACCCACAUGAUACGGAAGCGUCAGGAUCGAAAUCAACAUAAAUCGAAAUAAUUUGUGACGUUGCAUAAAAUCGAUACCAGUUCUUGGAGCCUCAGUUUCCAAGUGGCGCAUGACAAAUUUUGGGAGCACCAAAACCCAGUCUGUCAUGUUGUGUAGGCAAAGAAGACUGCGCCUGUAGUCAUGCUACUCUGGCAGUACAUGUGUAGGGCUAAACAAGCUUGCAAUCGGUCUCAUUUGCCGCCUCGUCUCCAACACAGGCCUUAUGUGCCCUACAUUUUAUGCAUUACAAAUUUUUCGAUUUUGUCGAUUUCGAUCCUGAAGACACUCCCAUACAUGAGGAGCGGUUAUUUCGAGAGGUCGAUGCCCAGUUCGACGAGGAAGAGCGGUUAGCCCGUGGCCUCGACGUUGAUCCGAGGCUGCUAGAAAACCCGCCGCCAAAAGCGUUGGUCAGGCCGGUCACCGCGCUCUUUGACUUGGACGAGGUGGAUUCCGACGGAAGGAAAACGGGGCUGCGUGGCCGCUGGAGCUCGCUGACCAACGCGGACCCGUUUCUCUAUGGUGUUCUCAAAUCGGUUACCUUGUUCUCAACUGUUACAUGAAUUUGUCAUGCAAAACUACCUUGAGCCCCCGGUAGAUGAUCAAGCUGCUUCGCAUGACAAAUCUCCGAAGGGCGAAACAGCAUCUAAAUCGGUGCCAAAUCUGUGAUGCGAAAGCAGCAAGCUUGCGCCUUUGACUGUUGCGGCCCCUGCAUCACAAAUUCAUCUAACAGUUGAGAAUGUAACGUUUGAGAGCGCCAUAUUCUCCUCCGCUUCACGCCAGACCUCGACGACGUCCCGCACUCGCAGUACGGGAUGUAUAGAGUCUAUUACAAUGAAAAAUGCCCCCACCGCCCCCGAACUUGGGAACGUUUGUAUUGCAAACCUUUCCAAAUGAAACACUCGCCCUCUUGCAUCCAUCAGCAUCACAGGUUUCCAAUCGUAAAUAGCAAAAAUUUGUAUUGCAAAAGACCCCAGCAAGAGCGGCGCUUGUCACAAAAGCGAUGCGAUACUCGCCUAGAAAAUGCAUCAGAAAGAUUGAUACUCCUUUCAUGCAUGACAAAAACUUUUCAUUUAGAAACUUCGCAUCAAACUUUAGGGGUGGGGGCAUUUUUCACUGUAAUAGAGUCGCGCAGUUUUCGGAGGUGUUCCGAGAAAAGAACGACCCGCGCGGCGGAAUACACGCCUUUAUUUCUUCUUCAUCUCCUCCCGCAGCCGCAGCGCACGGCCCUGGAACACGACUUCGCGACUGGUUCCUCCCCUCCGCCUCUCAGAUUCAAGAGACGUAUGCGUCCGUUGCAGAAAUAUUGUUUGUACUAAGUGGUCUCGCUUCUGCAGACGCCUUUGCGACUUCUGCAGAUCGAGCUGUCUUCGCGGCACCGGCAAGGCUUCACAACAUGUGCGUUGAGUCGUGUUUCGUGUACAUGUAUCAAAUGUAAAAGUGUCUGGGUCUGAAACUUGUAAUGCUGCGUUGGGAAUAGUGAAUGCUCUGUAAUGCACAGCCAAGCAUGAGAAAUGUCUGCGCCUCUUUGUUUUGCGUUUUUCGCAUGACAAAGUGCGUUUUUGCAUGACAGGCAAAAGGAUCUCUUCUUGAACGCGCAUCACAAGCUUUUUGGUCAUGCCAGACAAGCAUGACAAGUCUCGCAAUCUUCCAGACCCAGACAUUUUUGCACUUGAUAACAUGCACGAAUACGUGAAUGGAAAGGAUGGCGAUAAAGAUGUUGGCAAAGAAACCCUGCGAACCCUGCUCCGGGUACGGGGAGCGCUCGUGCGGUACGCCGAAGAUCCUGACUCUCCCGGGGCCGUUUCCAAACUGGGCUUUUUCGGCGACCCAGACGCUGUCGCGGAAGUCUUGCGCGCUCGGGAGUUCUUUGCAGGGAAAAAUAGCACGAAUGAAGAAUAAAAGGCAAUUAUUGGGCGGCUUUUGUUGAAAUCGAUGUUGACACCUACUGACAACAUAUUAGGGAUGAAUUAAUUUGAAUUUCUUCGGCUGCAAUUUUACUAAGGUAAGCCACGUUGCAUCUACUUGAGACAACCCAAGCCCAACGAAAGAUGAAAGAGCUUUGAUGUCCUUUAUUCGGGUGGUGGUCAACUCACGGUGCACAAGGAGAAGGUGCAUUUGCAUGUUUCGUCUAAGAACAAAUCGAGAAAACGAAAAAAAAAAAAACAAUUAAAGUCGAAUGCCACACGAAUACGAAACAAGGGAAUAGUCAUCCAAUUUGUUCAACAAGUUGCACACAAAAUAAACGCCACGUAUAGAUAGUACGUACAACAUCAGAAGAAGCAAUGGGUUGUUUUAUUGCAAGAGCAGAAAAU
Amoebophrya sp. A120 is the source of this 4949-nucleotide messenger RNA. The record is from the annotation of a GenBank genome assembly. NCBI's taxonomy places the organism in Eukaryota, Dinophyceae, Syndiniales, Amoebophryaceae.